This is a messenger RNA of Podospora bellae-mahoneyi, 6360 nucleotides long. RefSeq names its product Type I Iterative PKS. The transcript is spliced from 2 exons. The coding region runs from base 1 to 6360 and encodes 2119 amino acids. NCBI's taxonomy places the organism in Eukaryota, Fungi, Ascomycota, Sordariomycetes, Sordariales, Podosporaceae. Gene Ontology annotation, biological process: secondary metabolite biosynthetic process; fatty acid biosynthetic process. Gene Ontology annotation, molecular function: 3-oxoacyl-[acyl-carrier-protein] synthase activity; phosphopantetheine binding; fatty acid synthase activity. The record is from RefSeq and is a predicted model, not a curated record.
AUGACAGCCAACACUUUGCUUCUCUUUGGGGACCAGACAGGGGAGGUCCUACCUUCAAUACAAUCUCUCUCCAGAAAUGCUUCAUCAAAUCAGACCUUGGCAACGUUUCUGAGGAAGGCCACAGAUAGACUCAGAAGUGCAGUACUUCAAGCCCCUGCUCACUAUCGACGCUCCUUUCCAAAUUUCACCUCUCUCUCCGAGCUCGCCGCCGCCGUGUCGAAACAAGAUCACGCAUCCCCUGCCUUAUAUGCCGCACUUCUGUGUAUCGCGCAAAUUGGCGAUGUCAUCGUAUAUCUCGAAAACAACCCAGGGCUCCUAGAGGCUUCUAAAGACAGGCUUGCCAUUGUCGGGUUAUGUACUGGCCUUCUCCCCGCCGCGGUUGUCUCGUGCUCCAGAAACCUCACCGAAGUGAUUGCACUUGCAGAUGAAACUGUUCAUCUUGCUUUCCAAGUCGGUCUUGCGGCAUCAAAAAGGUCCCACGAGGUAGAUCCAUCCACUGGCAGCUGGGCUACUCUGGUCUCCCAGGUCGAUAUUUCUGUCGCUAGGGAAGCCAUUGGCAUCUUCAACCGCAACUCGAUGCCCAGACACCAGGUAUACAUCAGUGCUGAGAGCCAAAACUCAGUGACAAUUAGCGGCCCGCCUUCCGCUACCGAAGCUUUCUUCAGCUCCACCUCAAUCUUCGGAAAAUGCAAACGAAUUCCACUUCCCAUUGCAGCGGCCUUUCACGCCGAUAAUCUUCAGCCCAUUCAGCCCACUGUGCUUCUCCAGAAUAUGAACCCUUCUCUACACUCGAAACCUGUACAACAUCCCUUUCUUCUGUCUCCUCAUUCAGGCUUACCUUAUCAAGUGUCAUCAUUCGGUAAUGUUUUGGUGGAGGUUAUGGGUGACAUCUUCCGGCAUCCUAUAUUGUUCGACGCAUGUACUCAAGGGCUUGCCAAAAUUCUCUCAUCCCAACCGAACCUUCUGGUCUUUGGACCAGUGAGCUGUGAAAAGGCAAUUCAGCAAGCUCUGCAUGGCCAUGGUAUCAAAUUGGAGACUCCCAGUACUGCAACGACGCUGAACAACACUUCAUUGAUACCCAACGCCAUAGCCAUCAUCGGCAUGUCAGUCCGGCUUCCAGGAAGUGAGACCCUAGAAGAUUUCUGGCAAGUGCUUGAGGACGGCCGCAAUCUCUACGAAAAGAUUCGUCCUGAUCGUUUCGACAUCAACACCCAUGUUGAUCCUUCUGGCAAGGCCAAGAACACUAGCUUGACACCAUAUGGUGUGUUCAUCGAUCGACCUGGAUACUUCGAUACGAGACUGUUCAAUAUGUCUCCCCGUGAGGCUGCUCAAACAGACCCUCAGCAACGACUUCUCCUUCUGACCACGUACGAGGCUCUCGAGAUGGCUGGGUACACCCCCAAUGCAACGCCGUCUACCAAUACCAAAAGGAUCGGCUCCUUCAUGGGCCAAACAGGUGACGACUAUCGUGAGGUAAACGCGAGUCAGAACGUCGACACGUACUUCAUCACUGGCAACAUUCGCGCCUUCGGUCCAGGUAGACUGAACUAUCAUUUCGGUUGGGAAGGGCCGAGCUAUUCCGUUGACACAGCGUGUUCAUCCAGCGCAGCUAGUAUCCAAUUGGCCUGCUCUGCGCUGCUGAGUAGCGAGGUGGACAUGGCUGUGGGUGGUGGUGCUAACCUGCUCACUGCAUCCGGUUUGUUUGCUGGGCUAAGUCGGGGGAGCUUCUUGUCAAAGACUGGAGGUUGCAAAACCUUUGAUCAUGAUGCGGACGGCUAUGUUCGCGCAGACGCAGUAGGUGUCGUCGUUCUGAAGAGGUUGGACGACGCAUUGGCCGACAGAGACAACAUCCUCGCGGUCCUUCGGGCAACAGCAACCAACCACUCCGCUGAAGCAUCCUCCAUCACUCAUCCUCACGCCGAGACACAAGAGCGACUGUUCGAUUCAGUCCUAAGCAAAGCCGGCAUCAACCCUAUCGAGAUCGAUUACGCAGAGCUCCACGGCACUGGUACCCAAGCAGGUGAUGCAACCGAGAGCCGAUCUGUGACCAAUGUUCUUUCCCGUAACCGCCCGGCCGACAAACCCCUGUUCAUCGGCACAGUUAAGCCCAAUCUCGGCCACGGUGAGGCCGCCAGCGGUGUCACCUCUCUCAUCAAAGCCAUCUUGAUGUUGAGUAAGAACAUGAUUCCGCCCCAUAUUGGAAUAAAAGGCCGGAUCAACGAGAAGCUACCACCGCUGGCUGACAUGAACACCCGGAUAUCAUUCGGUAAAACUCCAUUCCGGCCCCGUCCUGGCGGUGAUGGAAAGAGAAAGAUCCUCAUCAACAACUUCGACGCUGCCGGCGGAAAUACCAGCAUGGUCAUCGAAGAUCCUCCCAUGUUACCAAAAGAGGGUGUGGAUCCCCGCAAUCAUCAUGCCAUUGCCGUGUCUGGCAAGACGCCAAACUCCAUCAUGGGGAACAGCAAGCGUCUUCUUGAGCACUUAGACCAAAAUCCUGACGCUCGCCUAGAGGACAUUGCCUACACCACCACGGCACGCCGGAUGCAUCAUAAUCUGCGCAAGGCCCAUGUUGCUUCUUCGAUCAAGACUCUUCGGGACAGUCUGCAGCAAGCCAUCACAAGAGAGACGUGGACAAAGGUCCCGGCCGCGCCUCCUCAAGUCGUGUUCCUCUUCACUGGCCAGGGUUCUGCGUAUAGCGGCAUGGCAUCAAACUUGUUCAAGACCAGCGCACCGUUCCGCGAGCUUCUUCAAGGCAAUGACGAUAUAUGCGUCUCUCAUGGCUUCAGAUCUUUCCUGCCCCUUGUAGAGGACAAGAACUUCGAUAUGACGAUGGCCUCGCCGGUUCAGGUGCAGUUGGCAAUUGUGUCCAUAGAGCUAGCCAUGGCAGAAUAUUGGAAAUCUCUUGGGGUAAUGCCGGCUGCCGUUGUUGGUCACAGCCUUGGGGAGUAUCCUGCACUGUGCGUCGCUGGUGUCCUCUCUCUCAGCGACUGCCUGUAUCUUGUUGGGAAAAGGGCAGAUUUAAUGGUAUCCAAUUGCUCGCCUGGUACGCACUCGAUGCUGGCUGUUCAAGCAGACCAAGGUGACACGGAAGCACUUCUGAAGAGUGUCGAUGACGAUUCCGGUAUCGAGAUUGCAUGUCGAAAUGGGCCUACGUCAAUCGUCGUCAGUGGAGGAUUGGAUCAGAUACGGGAGUUGCAGGAGAAGGCUCUUACCAGGGGCCUGAAGACAACAGUGCUCGAGGUACAGUAUGCUUUCCACUCUUCUCAAAUGGAUGCCAUUCUGGAAGACUUCUCGUCGGUUGCAAGUCGAGUCAAUUUCGCAGCACCAACCAUCCCUGUUGCGUCGACAGUUCUGGGAUCGAUCGUCGAAGGUGCAGGAAUCAUCAGUGCCGAAUAUCUGCUCCGGGGUACUCGUGGCCCUGUGCAGUUCAUGGACGCGGUCGAAGCGGUUAAAAGUCUGCAAAACUCCCCAAAUCAGCAAACAGUUUGGAUUGAGACUGGGCCAAGCCCGGUUUGUGUCGGAAUGGUGAGGUCCAUGGCCAUGGAAGCAGCUGCUGAUCAGCUCCUUCCCUCAAUGAAGAAGGGCGAGGACGACUGGAAGAUGCUGACCACAUCAGUGGCCAAAGCUUUCUCUGCGGGGCUCAACAUCGAUUGGCGUGAAUUCCAUCGACCCUAUGAGUUGUCUCUGCGUCUAGCUGCGUUACCUCAUUACGCUUUCGAUCUCAAGAACUACUGGAUUCAAUAUGAGGGUGAUUGGGCUCUGCGUAAAGGCGACGCAGAUGGCCUCCCUAGGUCUCCUGCGGCAGAAGACCGCCUCACAAAAUUCCCGUCAACUACCCUCCAUCGUAUCGAGUCCGAGGUCCGUGACAAGGCUGGUAUCUCCGUCAUUUUCGCAUCAGAUGCUUCCGAGCCGAAGUUGAACACCGCUCUCCGCGGUCAUCUCGUCAAUGGCGCAGGGCUCUGCCCUAGUUCUAUCUACGCAGACAUGGCAUUCACUGCUGCAUCGUAUAUCCUGGGCGACGCAGGGCUCAAUAUGUCCUUGGAUGUCCGGGACAUGCAAGUCGACAAACCGCUUGUUAUUCAACCAGGGGAUACGAAUCAAAUUAUUCGAGUGUUUGCAACGAAAAAGAUUGGUUCCGACCAAAUCGAAGUAACAUUUGCCUCUCAGGAUGGAAGCAGAAACGAACACCACGCCACGUGUAGUGUUGUAUGCGGACGAGGAGAAUGUUGGCAACACGACUGGUCCAAGACGGCAUAUCUAAUCAAGGCACGCAUCGAAAGUCUAAAAGAGUCCUCCAACAAAGGCCAAACGCACAGAAUUCUCCGGUCAAUGGUGUACAAGUUGUUUGCAGCAUUGGUGGAUUACGACACUCGAUACCAGGGGUUGCAAGAGGUCUUCUUGGACAGCAACCUGUUUGAAGCAGCGGCCAAUGUGAAAUUCAACACCUCUGACAGUGAUGGCACAUUCAACCAUAGUCCAUACUGGAUCGAUGGUUUCUCCCAUCUUUCAGGCUUUGUGCUUAAUGGCGGAGAGAGGACCCCUGCCGAUGUUGUUUACAUUUCCCAUGGUUGGGAUAGUAUGAAGAUUGUUGGUCAGUUGUCUGCUGGUAAAGAGUAUCAGAGCUAUGUCCGCAUGCAAGAUACAAGCAGACGCGGAGUAAUGGAGGGCGAUGUGUAUCUCUUUGAAGGCGAUGUGGUGGUGGCUGUUUGUCAGGGUCUGCGAUUUCAGCGCAUCCAACGCUCGAUUCUCGACCACCUCCUCCCACCGCCAAACAAGCCCUCCACCCUUUCGCAACCCAUGCCGAGCCUCGCUGCCAAGAGGCAAUCUUUGAACUCGCACAUUCCGACGAUCAAGGUUGAGUUGGUGGACGAUGAUAUCGUGUCUUCGGAUUUUGACCAGGUCCUUCAAUUGGUAGCUUCCGAGGUCGGUGUUGACGUUGAAGACCUGGCAGACGACACAGUAUUUGCAGAUCUGGGCGUUGAUAGUUUGCUGUCCAUCACUAUCACCGCCAAGCUUGGUCAACUAUGGGGCCAAGCCAUACCGGCGGGUCUUUUCACCGAGAUUCUGACUGUUGCAGAACUGCGCCGGUAUCACCUUGAAAACAUUGAUAAUUCUGACGACGACGACCGUGCCUCGAGCUAUGGCGGAAGCACUUGUGGAAAUGACAUUUUCAGCCAGCCUCAGAGUCAGGCAUACACUCCGUUUACCAACACAGGGCUUUCCAUCGGCACUCCAGUAGAAGAUCGAGCUGGAGCUAUCAGAAAGAUCAUUGCCGCUGAGUUGGGAAUGAGCAUCGAGGAAAUCGACAAUGACGUACCUUUGGCGGACCUUGGUGUUGACAGUCUACUAUCUUUGUCGAUCAUGGCUGCUAUCAAAGCACAGACAGGUCAGAUAUUCCCAUCCAGCUUUUUGAUGGAAUAUCCAAGUUUAGCAGCAAUCGAGGCUGCUCUCGGCCCUCGCCGAACACUGCCAGCCCAACAGCUGUUCAAAGCCCUGGAAAAGGUGCAAAACAACAAGAGCAUUCCACAGUCUGAAGCUGUCUUGCUGCAGGGAUCGUCAUCUUCACGAGAACCUGCCCUAUUUCUGCUCCCUGAUGGCUCUGGGAGUGCCAGCAGCUAUGUUGGACUGCCAAACCUGAAACUAUCUGGCCCUGUGUGGGGACUUGACAGCCCAUUUCUUAACAAUCCUGAGGCAUUCACCAUUCCGCUGGAAGAACUGGCUUCCUCAUUUGCUGCAGAGAUUCGAAACAAACAGGCUCACGGACCGUACCGACUGGCCGGGUGGUCCAUUGGAGGAACCUACGCAUAUGAGGUUGCACUACAAUUGUUAAGCCAUGGAGAGGUGGUUGAGUCUCUGACACUCAUUGAUGCACCAUGUCCGGCUUCCCUCCCGCCACUGCCUAUCGAAACGAUCUCAUUACUCGACAAAAUUGGAGCGUUUGACAGUUUCAAGAACAAGAAGAAGGCGGGCAAGACAUACAUGAGGGAAACUGUCCAUGCUCACUUUGCUGGAUCGGUUAAAGCACUGGAAAGAUACAAGCCUGCUGCAAUGCAAAAUAGUUCAACUCCACUGAUUAAGUCUGUCACAGUGGUGUGGGCACGAGAUGGCGUUUGGGACACGGUUGGGCCGGAAGUCAAAGCAAGGCAUAUUAAGGCACUGGGCAAAAAGAAUGCUGCAAGAGACUGGAUGUUGGACACAAAAUCAGACUUUGGGCCGAACGGGUGGGAGAUAUUGCUCCCUGGUGCUGAGAUUCAGUGCAAAGUAGUUGAGGGCGACCAUUUCACCAUCAUGAGAGACUCAGGGGUGUUGAAGCUUGGCGAGGUACUUCAAGGUACCAUCAUCGGGCCAGCUCGAAGUUGA